Messenger RNA from Limanda limanda (common dab), 3246 nucleotides. RefSeq names its product enhancer of polycomb homolog 1-like. The record is from RefSeq and is a predicted model, not a curated record. The coding region runs from base 354 to 2879 and encodes 841 amino acids. Gene Ontology annotation, cellular component: piccolo histone acetyltransferase complex. Gene Ontology annotation, biological process: regulation of transcription by RNA polymerase II. The transcript has 14 exons. NCBI's taxonomy places the organism in Eukaryota, Metazoa, Chordata, Actinopteri, Pleuronectiformes, Pleuronectidae.
GGAAUGGUCGCCUGUCGGCGUGGGGGUUGGACCGCUGCGAGCCAAACAGCGCAAAACACUUUUAAAUGUCCGCCAUGUUGUCCAUGGACUUACUGAAGCACCGGUAGGGAGCGGAGCGUCGGAGGAGAGCAGUCCGACAGAGAGCGACCGAGACCCGGGCCUCCUUCCCCCCCUCCUCCGUGUGUGGCGACGCCCUGAAAAAAAAUCACCCAGCGAGCACCACCCCUCCGCCCGCUAAGCGCCGCGCCGCCGCCCGCCCCAGCAGCUCCAUGAGAGCUCCAUGAGAGGCUCCGGCUCCAGGGCCUCUUCACGCAGAUCGAACCCGGCUCCGCUGCGACUCCACCGGGGAAGAGAUGAGCAAACUGUCGUUCCGGGCGCGGGCGCUGGACGCCGCCAAGCCGCUGCCCGUGUUCCGCUGCGUGGACCUGCCCGACCUGCACGAAUACGCGUCCAUCAACCGGGCGGUGCCGCAGAUGCCCACGGGCAUGGAGAAGGAGGAGGAAUCGGAACACCAUCUCCAGCGGGCCAUCUCCGCACACCAGGUUUAUGGCGAGAAACGGGACAGCAUGGUCAUCCCGGUCCCCGAGGCGGAGAGCGACAUCACCUACUACGACUCCCUCUACCCGGGAGAGUACAAGAUGCCAAAGCAGCUAAUUCACAUACAGCCUUUCAGCUUGGACACAGAGCAGCCGGACUAUGACCUGGACUCGGACGAUGAGGCGUUCCUCAUCAAGCUGAAGAAGAAGAUGGAGAUCAGCUUCCUGCAGUUUGAGGAGAUGAUUGACCGGCUGGAGAAAGGCAGCGGACAGCAGGCAGUGAGUCUUCCCGAGGCCAAACUGCUGCUGAAGGAGGACGACGAGCUCAUCAAGGAGGUCUUCGACUACUGGAGCCGGAAGAGGAAAAACAGCAAGGCCAACUCGCUCAUCCACUACGUCAGGCAGGAGAGGCGAGACGGCUCCAGCACCAGCGACCCCUACGUGGCCUUCCGCCGGCGCACGGAGAAGAUGCAAACUAGGAAGAAUCGUAAGAAUGACGAGGCGUCGUACGAGAAGAUGCUGAAGUUGCGCAGGGAUCUAAGUCGAGCCGUCACCAUCCUGGAGAUGAUCAAGAGGAGGGAGAAGAGCAAGAGGGAGCUGCUGCACCUCACGCUGGAGAUCUUCGAGAAGAGAAACGUCAUGUCGGACUACAGUGGUGAGGUGAUGGCAGAAGUUCUGGCUGAACGGGCGCUGGUGAGGCCGCAGAUCAUUCCUCUGGUCCCUCUCACCAACCAGUACAGACACCAGGACCACAUGGACCUCAAGGACUACAAGUCCAAGCCCGAGAAGAUGGAAGCUCCCCGGCAGAAGAGGAAAUAUGAGAAGAAGCAGAAGGCUCUGCCUCUGUCGUCGGGCGCCCCCCACCACCCUGGUCCUGCCGUCUUCAACGCCAAGGACCUCAACCAGUAUGACUUCCCCAGUUCAGACGACGAGACCUUCUCCCAGCUGCACUCGGGCUCAUCGGAAGCGGAGGAGGAGAACGACCCAGACGGAGGCUACGCCUUUCGCAGGAAGGCCGGCUGCCAGUACCACGCUGCUCGUCAGGAGCGUGUGGGCAGCUGGCCGUGGUGCGACCGCUGGGACGGCGGUUUGGCCGAAGCUCGCUUCCGCUACAGUCUCACUACGCUCACCGUGCCGCGGCGCUGCCUGGGCGUGGCUCGCCGGCGCCAGGGACGAGGCGGCAGGGUGCUGCUGGACCGGGCGCACACGGGCCACGACAACGUUUUCCACGGCCUGGAUCCAGAAACGCUCGACCUGCCUCUCCCCCCGUCCCCCCCUCCUCCCCCCACAGCUACGUCACGCUCGUCAGCCACCGACAAGUUCGCCAGUACCUCAGAAACAAAUACCUCAGACAGAAGCUCCUCCUCCUCCUCCAUCAACUCCUCCUCUUCCUCUCUUUCCUCGUCCUGCCCCUCUUCCACGGACCUCAGUCAGAUACUGUUGAAUAUAAAGACGUGCCGAUGGAGGCACUUUAGACCACGGACACUACCACUACACGAGCUGGACAACGCCCACCCCCUGUUCAGGAGGUUGAGUCGAGGCUUGAAGCGCCCGGGCUCCGCCUCCGCAGCGGGGGGGCAGCCCUUUGGCUCCCAGCGCCUGGCGAGGGUUGUCCCGGCUCCCUCACCCAUUGCUGCUCUCACAGCCGAACAGUACCAGCAGCAUCAGGAGCAGCUGGCCCUGAUGCAGAAGCAGCAGCUGGAGCAGAUCCAGCUGCAGCAGAAAGCCAACAGCACCAACACUGCCAACAGCACACUGGGCUCAGCCAACACGUUGGACCAGGCCGGCGCUCAGUUCGCCGCCUCGGCCCUCGUCACCGCCGACCAGGUGCUGGCCCUGAAAACCAAGGAGGAGCUGGGCCCGGGAGGCGGAGUCAACGGCGUCCUCUCCCCCUCAGGUGUCUACAAGGGCUUGCACCUCUCCAGCACCGUGUCCCCAUCCCCCGCCGCCCCGGCUCCUCCCACCACUUCCUCUACACCUGCCCUGCUCCACCCUUGCACCACCACCACCAGCUCCACCUCCGCCACCAGUAACAACAACGGCACCGCCCACCCCCCCGCCGCCACCGCCAACUCUGCCGCCACCACCACCACUCAGGUCCUGCUGGGAAACAACAGCCUCCGUCUGGGUGCUCCCAGCGGGAAGCGUGUCCACGCCGUGCGGACGCUGAGCUCCACCAUGUCCACAUCCGCCUUAAAGUUCACCCACGCUACCGGCAACUGUCAGAAACCCAAGGUCACCACGACCUCGCCGCUGGACAUAGUGCCCAGGGAGAACCACGAGCAGGACAAGCCAGCACUGAACAGUCUCUCAGAGAACACAGUGGCCAUGGAGGUGACGUAGCCUCUCGCUCGCUGCACCAGAGGAAGAGGAAGAGGAAGAGCCACCACUCCUUUCUCCUUUCUGUUAUCCUUUCAUUUUUUUUAGUUGUUUUUUUUUGGUGCUAUGCAUCAUUUGUAAGUCAUGAAUGCAAGUGGUGUUGGCGCAAUGAGCAAGGCUGGGUUUCCACGGCAACGAUUUUGGGACUUAAUUGCAAUGCUCAUCUCGUACAAAAAAAAAUCAUUUCUUUCUCCCUGCCCCCCCCCACCCCCAACCCCCCAAUUUCCUUAUUUGUUACUGUUAAUAAGAGAUCGUCUGUAAAUUCUUAAUAUGGCAAUUAUAUGUACAGUACUGCAUAUUUGUAAUACCCCCCCCCCUUCCUACACACACA